UUUGCAAAACUUUUGGUUUUGGUUGACAAAAGACCAAGUGAAAAUAAUACUGGAAAGGUUAGAAACAAGUGGUGUUUGUGUCGAGAUCAAGCUAAAGAGGCAAUGGCAAGAGAAUAUUUAUUAUUAACAUGGUUAUUGGUAUGCAUUGUUGAAACUAAAUGCAUCAUACCUUCUAAAACAACAUUUAAAAAUGCACUUACUGAUCUUUUUCAGUUAAUUGAAAGUAGUAGAAAAGGAAAUGAUUUGCCUUUAAUAGCAGGAUGUGUUCGACUUGCAUUUCACGAUUGUGUAGGAGAUGGUGGGUGCGAUGGUUGUAUUGAUCACACUAAUCCCGAUAAUGCUGGUUUAAAAAGAUAUACUGAACCUCUUGAUAGCUUAUAUGACCAAAAAUACAUUGGAAAAAUAUCAAGAGCUGACUUUUAUGCUUUGUGUGCUGUUGUUGCAUUAAAUCGGUCCACAUUUGAUACGCCAGAUAAAUAUACCGGCUUGAGUAUAUUUAAAGUUGGUCGAAAAGACUGUUCUCAAUCGCCAGCGGAAGACGGUGAUGAAAACUUUCCAAAAGGUACUGAUGGUAUGGCUAAAACAUUUCAAUAUUUCAAAGAUUUUGGUUUUAACGAAGCUGAAGCAAUCAUACUGCUCGGGGCUCACACACUUGGAAGAUGUAGUCUUAGUAACUCCGGUUAUGACGGCGCUUGGGUAGACAAUCGUUUUUCAAAAGUUUCAAAAAAGGCAAUAAAUCCUUUAGCACCUACAAGUGUGCUUGAUAACUCGUACUACAACAUGAUGGUAAAAAUUCCUCCUUGGAAACAAUUUGAAACAAGCGCUCAUAAAAUGCAAUGGCGGGAGCCGAAUCCUUUUUCUUCUACUAUUCUUUUAAACUGUGAUAUGGCAAUUUUUUACGAUUUGAAUGCAACAGAUGAAUUUGGAAAUUCAGACUGUAGACUAAGUAGUCCUUUAUCUUUUAAAAUUUCUAAAACUAGAGUAUGUAAUCCGUCUGUUGGUAGAGGAAUAACACAAUUUUAUGCAAACAAUAACGCUCAAUUUAUCGCAGACUUUGCAAUAGUUUUCAACCGAAUGAUUGAAAAAAACUCUGCAACUUUACAAACUGCUGCAAAUUUGGUAAAGGAUGACCCUUUGCAUAAAAUUAAUGAAGCAUUUGACGAGGUUACGAAGCUUUUAAAUGAAGUUUCCGGUAUAGCCGAUGAUACGCCAGACAAAUAAUGGUGACACGACUUCGUUAUAUAUACAUACUUUAAGUUUAAUUUAUAGCAUAUCAUUAUUUUCAACACUUUUUUUUGUGUAACUUAUAUAAUUGUAGCAUAUAAUUAUUUUUGC
Hydra vulgaris (swiftwater hydra) is the source of this 1335-nucleotide messenger RNA. RefSeq names its product putative ascorbate peroxidase. Gene Ontology annotation, molecular function: heme binding; peroxidase activity. The record is from RefSeq and is a predicted model, not a curated record. NCBI's taxonomy places the organism in Eukaryota, Metazoa, Cnidaria, Hydrozoa, Anthoathecata, Hydridae. Gene Ontology annotation, biological process: cellular response to oxidative stress; hydrogen peroxide catabolic process; response to reactive oxygen species.